Messenger RNA from Haliotis rufescens (red abalone), 3971 nucleotides. Its product is annotated as nucleic acid dioxygenase ALKBH1-like. Gene Ontology annotation, cellular component: nucleus; cytoplasm. The coding region runs from base 2319 to 3449 and encodes 376 amino acids. Gene Ontology annotation, molecular function: broad specificity oxidative DNA demethylase activity; ferrous iron binding; oxidative RNA demethylase activity. The record is from RefSeq and is a predicted model, not a curated record. Gene Ontology annotation, biological process: oxidative RNA demethylation. NCBI's taxonomy places the organism in Eukaryota, Metazoa, Mollusca, Gastropoda, Lepetellida, Haliotidae. The transcript has 7 exons.
GUCCGGGGACAGCCUCCCAUUAUACAAGGUACAUUGGUUUUAUCAUUUCACCUGUACAGAGCGCUCACUGUAACAUCCGGGGACAGCCUCCCAUUAUACAAGGUACAUUGGUUUUAUCAUUUCACCUGUACAGAGCGCUCACUGUAACAUCCGGGGACAGCCUCCUAUUAUACAAGGUACAUUGGUUUUAUCAUUUCACCUGUACAGAGCGCUCACUGUAACAUCCGGGGACAGCCUCCCAUUAUACAAGGUACAUUGGUUUUAUCAUUUCACCUGUACAGAGCGCUCACUGUAACAUCCGGGGACAGCCUCCCAUUAUACAAGGUACAUUGGUUUUAUCAUUUCACCUGUACAGAGCGCUCACUGUAACAUCCGGGGACAGUCUCCCAUUAUACAAGGUACAUUGGUUUUAUCAUUUCACCUGUACAGAGCGCUCACUGUAACAUCCGGGGACAGUCUCCCAUUAUACAAGGUACAUUGGUUUUAUCAUUUCACCUGUACAGAGCGCUCACUGUAACAUCCGGGGACAGCCUCCCAUUAUACAAGGUACAUUGGUUUUAUCAUUUCACCUGUACAGAGCGCUCACUGUAACAUCCGGGGACAGCCUCCCAUUAUACAAGGUACAUUGGUUUUAUCAUUUCACCUGUACAGAGCGCUCACUGUAACAUCCGGGGACAGCCUCCCAUUAUACAAGGUACAUUGGUUUUAUCAUUUCACCUGUACAGAGCGCUCACUGUAACAUCCGGGGACAGAUCCAUGAAGCGCCCGCAAGCCACAAACGUUCGUGAGACUAGUGGUCAAAAUUCCUCGGAUGCACAAGAGGUUGUUACUAAGGCCGAUCAUAGCCUAUGAACGCCCUGUGGAUCGGGUCCCAAAACAUGUUACACACACUGGCAACAAUCAGUCUCACAAUGCUACAAUGGAUUAUUACUACAAAACUGCACAUCUUUAAGGAAAGUGUUCCUUUUCUUGAGAGCAAGAAAUACAUACUUUGCAAAUCUUCUUAGAAAAUAGAGCAAAUGAGCAAGAUACCAUGAACCAGAGGAUGAUAACUGCAGCUCAUGCUGACUUACAACGAGACUGACCACCCGUUACCGUUAGUCGCUCCUUACAACAGGCAUAGUCGCCUUUUACGGCAAGCAUGGGUUGCUGAAGACCCAUUCCACCUCCGAAGUUCACGGGUAUGCGGUGGAAAGCGAAUGGAUUAGGUUGUGUCAGAUUGAGUGCAGUAGAUUAUUAUCAACAAUCUCAUCCCAGUCCCAGCUUCUUGGUACAAAAUACAAUGUACAUGAUCGUCAAAAAGCUAAAAUCGUCCAGCGUCAAACAACAAAGAAACAGAGUACAGAGUUGCAUCCCUUAGCCAAGCAGGCCCGGGUCCACUAAUUGUUGGUUCGAAUCCCAGAGUAGGAUCUGUGGCCCCUCCAUAACGUCCAUGACAUGUGUCACUUAGGGAUUAUUAAACUCAAAUGCUGCUAUUAGUGGCGACCAAACUGUCUCUAUGCUUUAUUUUUAUGUAACAAAGUGAUAAAAGAUCUAUUCGCGUUUGAACCCUACAUCUAAGAAUGGUACACACAAACCAUGCUUCAUGGCUCCCAUGGGACUGGUCAAGACAAAUGUAAUAACCCUGGAACUGUCAAAGAGUUUCUGCUACUGUAGUGAUUUGUUUUACUUUGAGCUAUUUUUCUCUGUUUUUCUAAUGGAAUUUUUCCCCAUGGAACAGUUUUUACGGGAAAACUAUUCCCACGAUAUACACUGGCAAUAUUUGUUCCGGGUGGAACUAGUCAUCGUUGACACAAGCGCCUGAUUGACACCCGCAAUGACAAUAAAACAAGUUUAUCAUCAAAAACCUGUUAUCGUCGUGAGUACGUGACCGAAAACAUGUUACACACUAUCAUUGAUCCUAUCAUGACUCUAUCAUUGUUUGUUUACACUGAUUCGACCACAUGAGGAAAUCUAGUAAGGAAGUCGUCCCUGCUUAACUCCCUUGAAUUGAUUAAAAAGGAGGAACGGUAUGACAAGAUGAAUAAUAUCCCAAUAAACUGUGACUAAAAUAUGUCUGUAGUACAAAUAUGAUGUGUAUAUGAUUCAAGAUGCUCUAACACAAUUUUUAUUUUUAUUUUUCUUGUAUGCACUUCUCUGUAUGAAACACAUUCUCCAAAGAGAACAAGCGGAUUUCGUCAAGGAUAUUCACUUUUGUAUAAGCAGAUACCGGAUGUUGUUGCAGACGAAUUUAUCAAGACGACAGCCGGGAACGCUGUAGAUAUCUUUGUACAAGAGAAUCUUAGCUUACCCAUGCUGCUGGUAUAAGUUGUCCAGUGAUGACGGAGGAAACAGAUCACUUCCGACGCUGCUUCAAGUAUUUCAAGGCAAGGAAUCCUCCUCCACAGUAUUCCAGUGUGAUUGACUUCAACAAGUUAUCAAAUCGAAACAGCUCAAACUCAUCAAAUCUAAGUGAUGUUGAGGUUUCUGAAGUUGCACUAGACAGCCCAGCCACCGCUCUUCCCCUUGGACUGAAACCAGUGACAAACUGGCAAGCCUUCACACUCAACAAGCACCCGGGUUUUGUGGUAAUUCGAAACCCAUUUGAAGCUGGGUUUCAACGCUACUGGAUCAAGCGGUGUUUACAGGACUACCACCUGCCUCCUAAUAUCACCAACCUCGACCCUCAUCUGGAAAGAAGUCUAACUGCCCAAAUAUUUGAUGAUUUUGCCAAGCAAGACAGGGAGGAGUUGCAGAAGGAUGAUUUAUUGAUGAGACUGAGAUGGGUGACUCUGGGCUAUCACUAUGACUGGACUGCCAAGAAGUACUAUGCUGACAAGCACAGUGAGUUCCCGGCCGACCUGAGUGUCUUGUCAUGCUGUAUAACAGAGGCCCUGGGCUACACCGACUUCAGGCCGGAGGCGGCCAUUGUCAACUACUACCACAUGGACUCGACCCUAGCUGGACACACCGACCAUUCCGAGUUCCACCAACAGGCUCCUCUCUUGUCUGUCAGCUUCGGUCAAGAUGCUAUUUUUCUCCUGGGAGGAAAGACAAAGGCAACGCCUCCAUCUGCUAUGUACCUGCGCAGCGGUGACAUCUGUGUGAUGGGUGGGGAGUCGAGGAUGGCAUAUCACGCUGUUCCACGGAUACUUGCUGCCACAAACCCAACCUACAUGGACUGGAACAGCCAGAGGGAGGUAACUCCUUCUCCAGCUGAUACACAAGACCCCAACAGAGGUUCAUCAAGUGACAUGGAUGCUUGUAUCAAGCAGGAGAUGAAUAGAAUGAACUGGAAACCCUUAAAUGUUUUUCUUAAGACUUCGCGUAUUAAUGUCAACAUACGCCAAGUGCUGAAGCCGGGCCAGACAUUUCCGGAAGAGCACGGAAAGGUUGACAAUGUGCCAUUGUCUGAUGGUACAGUGCAGGAGAUGCCAAUUAGGAAAAGGUUUAAGCUAAGCGAUUCAUGACAAAGGCUUUUGAUUUAACAUUGUACAUAUUUUAGUAUUUUUAAGUCAUUAUUGAUACAGCUAUUGGUUACAAGUGGUUGUUAACUUCAGAUGACAUCACAAUAGGUUCACUUACAGCUUUGACAGCUUUUAGAUAGGUACACUGUAAAAACGCAAACUUUUGUAUUAUAAGAUGAGGGGGUAAAAUUAUGGAUGUGAUAUUCACAUGGGACAAAUUAUUUCAUGCCUUGUACUCAACCAUGGUCCAAGGAAGUGCAUAUUCUGUUAAACUACACGAAGGUAGAAACUGGAUUUUAUUAAUCUUUCAUUCAGAAUGUCCAUAUCAAUAGGAAUUGAAAAUCAUGAAAGUAAAUUUAAUUCAAAAAAGAUUUAAACCAGCCCAUGGUCCAGAAAACACUUUAAGAAUUGUUUCGCCCCUUGUAGGUCACAUGGCAGAUGAGGUAGCAGGUAUCAGAGUUUGUUGCAGCUCAGGAAUGUGGACAGGAUUUGAUUAUGCUUUUAUAAUAAAGAAUGAUUGAUAUA